Molecule: messenger RNA, 1507 nt
Organism: Macrobrachium nipponense
Lineage: Eukaryota; Metazoa; Arthropoda; Malacostraca; Decapoda; Palaemonidae
Product: serine/threonine-protein kinase mTOR-like
Exons: 12
Biological process (GO): negative regulation of macroautophagy; protein phosphorylation; TOR signaling
Cellular component (GO): TORC2 complex; nucleus; TORC1 complex
Molecular function (GO): protein serine/threonine kinase activity
Source: RefSeq, a predicted model, not a curated record
ACCCAAAUUCCCAACCGACGAAAUCAAGAAGAUUUGUUGACAUUUUGUCAGGUCACAAGAUGCAAAGAAGUGUCAAGUGUUUAGUGGCGAAUUACUCGUGAUAUGUCACUGGAGUUGAGCGAACACCAGGAGCAAAAUGAGUAACAUUAAAAUGAACCAGUUCGUGCAGGGACUGAAGUCCCGGCACGAAGAGACGAGAGUGAAAGCAGCUUGCGACUUACAGCGUUACGUAACUACAGAGUUGAGAGAGGUCUCUUUGGAUGAACUGAUAUCAUUCCUCGAUGAAUUCAAUCACCACAUCUUCGAGAUGGUCUCGUCCAACGAUGUGAACGAGAAGAAGGGAGGAAUUUAUGCCAUCAUGAGCCUUGUUGACGUGGAUGUUGGCCAGACUGGUGUUCGUAUCAGUCGAUUUGCAAAUUACUUGAAGAAUUUGGUCAAUAGCCCAGACACGGGUGUCACAGAGCUCACCGCCAAAGCAGUAGGUCGACUUGCCCUGGCAUCUGGCACAGUCACUGCCGAGUACAUUUAUGUAGAAGAUUUGGUGAAACGGUCAUUCGAGUGGCUGCAGGGCGAUCGGAAUGAGGGGAGGAGACAUGCUGCUGUUUUGGUGUUGCGUGAACUGGCCCUUUCUGUCCCGACAUACUUCUUCCAGCAAGUCCAGCAGUUUUUGGACGUCAUCUUCAAUGCUGUCAGGGAUCCUAAGCCGGCCAAUCGCUGAGGGGGGCUGUUGCGGCCUUGAGAAGUCUGCUUCGGCUAUCAUGCCCAGAGAGAAACUAAAGAAAUGCAGCAGACAAUGUGGUACAAGCAGUGUCUGACAGAAGCCUGGGCAGGCUUUGACGAAGCCCCAAACAACAAGGACCGCAGCCUCUCCAGGGACGACCGCGUCCACGGAUCUUUGCUCGUCUUGAACGAGCUACUUCGCUGCAGCAACAACGAGUGGGAGAGAAUGGUGAAGCAGCUUGACCAUCUCACUCACUAUCAAAUGCCCUCUCACAAGAAGGAUAGCAUGUCGUCCGUAGUUAAGCGGCUCAGAGGCCAGGGUACUCUCACUUCAUCGUCUCACGGUACCCACGACUUGGUGUCUGGGCUUCCAAGUCAUGCUAAUUCAGCCAUUGGCGGAACUGAGACUACAAUCCUGGACCAGCCAUGCGAAAGCAGAACUUGCAGAGAAUUGAUUCUCGAAAAGUACGACAGCAUCUGCAAUCAGGUCCUUGGCCAGCGGAACAUCAGGAACGGUAUAAUCCAGAGUGCUAUCCUGCAGAUACUUCCGAGAUUAGCCGCCCUGAAUAAAGACAAGUUUUCCCAGAGUCAUCUGCCAGACACCAUGACAUACCUCCUCACUUGCCUGAGAGGUCGUGACAAGGAGCGCCCCACAGCUUUCGUAACGCUGGGCUUGAUCUGCGUGGCCGUUGGUCCAGGCAUCAAGAAGCAGAAGUACUUGCCCAAGAUCAUGGAGGUUGUGAAGGCGUCUCUUCCGACAAAGCUUCCUGCCAUCAAAAUGUUUUAA